This is a messenger RNA of Physeter macrocephalus (sperm whale), 807 nucleotides long. Its product is annotated as protein S100-A2. The record is from RefSeq and is a predicted model, not a curated record. Gene Ontology annotation, biological process: endothelial cell migration. Gene Ontology annotation, molecular function: calcium-dependent protein binding; transition metal ion binding; calcium ion binding. The transcript is spliced from 3 exons. The coding region runs from base 447 to 707 and encodes 86 amino acids. Lineage: Eukaryota; Metazoa; Chordata; Mammalia; Artiodactyla; Physeteridae.
CUGGAUUGGGGCAGUAGGCGAGGGGGGCCUGGGAAGGGGCAGCGUGAAGCCUGCUCUUCUCUGAAAGCCCCUUCCCUGGACUGGGUCCUGAAAGGCCUCUGUGUUUGCCUUUCUCUGGGGAGGGGCCUGGAGGAGUGGGGUGAGGGAGGCUGUGGCCUCACCCAGGCCUGGCCACCGGGCUUGGGGAGCUGUCUGGCCCCUCGUCACCUGCCCACCUCCCAACCUGCAGGAGGCCCAAGUUUUCUCCUCUCCCUUCAACCCUCCCGGGGCGUCUUUACACACCACAGACUGCUGCUCACCCCAGCUGACUAUAACAGAGCCAUCUCCAUCCAUCUCUCACUGCCUUCCCGCCUCCUGCCAGACCCCCUCCUACCCAAAGGGGGCCUUUCCAGCCCUGCAGCCCCAGAUCUAAGAUGUCCAGUCUUCUGGAGUAGGUGCUGGCUGUGAUGGUCACCACCUUCCACAAGUACUCUGGCCAAGAGGGUGACAAGUUCAAGCUGAGUAAGGGGGAGAUGAAGAAACUUCUGCACAAGGAGCUGCCCAGCUUUGUGGGGAAGAAGGUGGAUGAGGAGGGCCUGAAGAGGAUGAUGGGUGAUCUGGAUAAGAACAGCGACCAGGAGGUGGACUUCCAGGAGUACGCUCUCUCCCUGGCCCUCGUCACUAUCACGUGCAACGACUUCUUCCAGGGCUCCCCAGCACGGUCCUGAUGUAGAGCUCGUGGUUCCCGUUGUGGGUCUCUUGGGCCCAGGAGGACUCUCUACGUUUUUUAGUUUUAUACUCAGUAAACUUUUUUCCUUGUUGACAAUA